AGCUGACACACGCAGACCCACCCGGAGCCUGGGAAGGAGAGGAGGGACUGACAGACACCUCAGAGGUGCGGCUGGGGAGCCGGACAGGCAGAGCAGGGGCUGGAAGCGGGGUAGGGGAGGAGGGCCAGGCGGGGGGCAGAGAGGGAGGAGCAGGGCAGAGAGCCCGCCAGAAGGACCGGGGACCCAGAGAGGCGAGGGGCGGGGAGAGACGCAGAGGAGGCCAGAGAGACAGAGACAGACAGAGACCCAGGCGGGGACAGAGGGCAGACAGGAAAGGAACACGGCGGGCGAGAGGAGCCCUGUCUGCAACGGGGUCACCGACAGACCCCCGGGGUGGGGCGCCGUGGGCAGGAUGGAGGCCGGUGUCUGAGUGCCCAGCAGGCCGCCCCCCGCCCCCCCGGGGACCCCCGCAGUCCAGGCCUGGGGGCCAGGAUGGCCGAUGACUGCCGAAACCUCACCUACGUCCAGGACUCGGUGGGCCCGGCCACCAGCACCCUGAUGUUCGUGGCAGGCGUGGUGGGCAACGGGCUGGCGCUGGGCAUCCUGGGGGCGCGGCGGCGGUCCCGGCCCUCGGCCUUCGCGGUGCUGGUCACCGGGCUGGCGGUCACCGACCUGCUGGGCACGUGCUUCCUGAGCCCGGCCGUGUUCACGGCCUACGCCCGCAACAGCUCGCUGCUGGGCCUGGCCCGGGGCCGGCCGGCCCUGUGCGACGCCUUCGCCUUCGCCAUGACCUUCUUCGGCCUGGCCUCCACGCUCAUCCUCUUCGCCAUGGCCGUGGAGCGCUGCCUGGCGCUCAGCCACCCCUACCUCUACGCCCAGCUGGACGCGCCCCGCCGCGCCCGCCUGGCCCUGCCGGCCAUCUACGCCUUCUGCACCCUCUUCUGCGCGCUGCCGCUCCUGGGCCUGGGCCAGCACCAGCAGUACUGCCCGGGGAGCUGGUGCUUCAUUCGCCUGCGCUCCGCCGAGCUGGGCGGCUGCGCCUUCUCGCUGGCCUACGCCAGCCUCAUGGCCCUGCUGGUGGCCGCCAUCGUCCUCUGCAACGGUUCGGUCACCCUGAGCCUCUGCCGCAUGUACCGUCAGCAGAGGCGCCACCAGGGUGUGGCCGCCCCCGGGCCCCGGGCGGGCGAGGACGAGGUUGACCACCUGAUCCUGCUGGCCCUCAUGACGGGCAUCAUGGCCGUGUGCUCCCUGCCCCUGACGGGCCCGCUCUGUGCCCGCCGGCGCCGGUGGCUCACGGACACACGCUCAGAGAAUCUUCCAAACGACCUCAAGCUCCAUGAGUGUUUAAAACAGACGCGACUGCUGGGUCGUCACCAUUUUUACAGACCGAGGGGCCCGUCUCUUGGCACGAUCACACAGAGCCAGAUCCGUGGCUUCACCCAGGCCAUCGCCCCAGACAGCAGGCAGAUGGGGGACCUCCAAGCCUUCCGGUUCAACGCCUUCAACCCCAUCCUGGACCCCUGGGUCUUCAUCCUCUUCCGCAAGGCUGUCUUCCAGCGGCUCAAGCUCUGGUUGUGCUGCUUGUGCUCCAGGCAGGGCCACGGAGACUCCCAGAUGCCCCUCUCCAGGCCUGCCCCGCGGGGCAAGAGCCCAGGGGCCCCCACUGCUCUCAGGGGAAAGGAGGGGAGCUGGGUGCCUUUGUCAGCCUGGGGCGAGGGCAGAGGUGCCCCCUUGCCGCAGGCACCACAAUCAGGCAGCCCUGCAGGAGCCCCGUCCAAAGUGGGGUCUGCUUGCUCCCUCUGCUGACCCCCGCCCUGUCUUCUGGGGGCAGGAGGCAGAGAACCCUGCUCUUCCGAACCAAGGCCGCGGUAGACAGGCGGGGAGGGGACUCCUGGAGCCGAUGCUGGACAGAACUGUGAGCCCCUCAAUUCAGGGGCCGUCAGCUGCUCUUUCUCCUCCUCUGGGACCCCCGGAGACAGGCCUGGGGGGAGAGGGAAGUAGGAAGUUCGUCCUGCAGCUUUUUAAAAAGGAACCGUUCUCUCAAAAUAACCAGAGGCUCGCUGCCCCGGCCUGGCCCUCACCGCCACCCAUCUCAAGUCUAAAUAUUUACAUGGCGGGGUUCCCAGCAGCUUCUGUGCGCAGGUCUGCUGAGCUGGGCUUGCAGCCCCCCCCACCCUUCGCCUGCCCCCAGUCCCCGGGGACUCCCCCAGGUCACACCAUGUCAGCCUUCUCUGUCCCCUCAAGCUCCCAGUCUGCCUCGCUGCUGGUUCCCAUCACACCUGAGAGCCCCGGCCACCAGGGGGCACGGGGCGGAACGGGGUGGUUAAGGUGGGAGGGGGCCUGUUACAUUAUGGGGUGACACUGCUAAGCAGGUACCAGAACCUGGCUUGUUGGACACAGGAUGUGGAUUGUGGGGGCAAGGGGUGGAGAUGGGGGAGAUGGGGGGUGGGUUGCAGGGGCUGCCCCCAGUGCACCCCACGGACCUGGUCCUUUUAUAAAUAGCUGUCUCCUUAGAGAGACUUUCACCUCAGCAUCCUUAGAGUCCUCGCAAAGGGUCUCUGUCCUGCCCUGGAUGCCACCCUGGGGUGGUUUCCAGUCUCUCUCCCUCCCCUGCCCCACCCCUGCUUUCAGAAGGGCCCAGAAGAAUGGAGAAUGCUGGGGGAAUGAGCCGAGUGGCAGGGAAGGAAGCGGGGCUGGGGUGGUGGGAGGGUGAACAGUAAAGUCCCCCCACCCAUGCCGCCCCAGGUCCCCUCUCAAACCUGCUUCUGGGUUCAAACAAUAAAUGCACAGGGGUGGGGGCGUCGGCAGGAGAGAGCCUCCUAUGAAGAUGACCCAGGCAAAAGCGUGUCCCCAGGAGAGUGCCCCUCCCUCCCCCACCUGCCCCAGGGCCUGCUGCUCUGCAGAGGUGGGGCCUGUCCGGAGAGGCCCCCAGGUCGCCCUAGGAGGCAGAACAGGUGGAGGUGCGGGUCUCCCGCUCCCUAGCUCUGGCCUGGACUUCUAUCCGGGCCUUGGUGUCGUUUACGGUACUUAGCUGGGCACUCACGGUCCCCCCUCAGGAGCAAUUAGGCACCGAGCCUGGGAUGAAGCGGCUUACUUCAGGGUCUGCUGCAGCUGCUCACUAUGAAUCUGAUCUCAAUAAAGGGGAAGAUGGUUCUGGCAGAGCAAGAAACAGGUCGGGUAACUGACUGCCUGCUGGGUCUGGGCUUCCUCUGCGUGAUAGAAUGUUCUGGAACCGGACAGCCACUCAGCAUCGCCAAUGUACUAAGUGAACGGCACUUGAGAAUGGUUCCGAUGGUCAGUUUGAUGUUAUGGGCAUUUUACACACUAAAAAAAUGCUAAAACAAAAAAUAAAUGGAGGUUGUUGGUAGACUUUUAGAGCAGCUGGUGGGAUCUAGUAGCCAAGUUGACUUGCACAAAGAAACAAAAUAAAAUCUGGCCAAGACACAUGAGGUGGGGCUCGCCUUUGUCACCAAACUGGUUGCCCCCAGAAGAAACCCAAGAAAGCCCCUGGAGGGCGGGAUGAGGGGGCGCACAAGGGCAUUUGGGCAAGAGCCGUGGGGGCGAGGGCACUUGCCCCUUGCCCCUUUGCUGCCCCCAAGAUGGGUCCUGUCGCCAUUCCCGUUUCUUUCAG
Molecule: messenger RNA, 3571 nt
Organism: Condylura cristata (star-nosed mole)
Lineage: Eukaryota; Metazoa; Chordata; Mammalia; Eulipotyphla; Talpidae
Gene: PTGIR
Product: prostaglandin I2 (prostacyclin) receptor (IP)
Exons: 3
Coding region: 433-1746 (437 amino acids)
Biological process (GO): adenylate cyclase-activating G protein-coupled receptor signaling pathway; positive regulation of cytosolic calcium ion concentration; inflammatory response
Cellular component (GO): plasma membrane
Molecular function (GO): prostacyclin receptor activity
Source: RefSeq, a predicted model, not a curated record